AUGUCUACAAACGACGCAGAAUCUCGGAUUUUGGAGGAAGCCACCCGCGCCGCCGAAGAGUUCAUGAGCACGCUUGAUAGCAAUCUACAAGCACACGGCUUUGCAAGCUCUUCUGGCACUGCCUCGCGUGCAACGGUAGUCCAAGACAUUUCCCGAUGGGUAAAGUCUGCUAUAGAGGCAGAAGUGCACCAAGGCGAACAUGCCGAGGGAUGGACUGAAGAGGAUUCUCUCCAGAAUGUGCAGAUCCGCGCAGAUACGAUUGGGAUCAGUCAGUCGGGCAAAGUGGGAGUAUUGAAUGCGAAGGUGCAGGGCGACGGAUGGUCGUUGAUCACCAUUACGCCGCUUAUGGAGUUUUCUCGUCCAGGUUGA
This is a messenger RNA of Cryptococcus wingfieldii CBS 7118, 369 nucleotides long. RefSeq lists its product as hypothetical. Bases 1 to 369 code for a protein of 122 amino acids. NCBI's taxonomy places the organism in Eukaryota, Fungi, Basidiomycota, Tremellomycetes, Tremellales, Cryptococcaceae. The transcript has a single exon. The record is from RefSeq and is a predicted model, not a curated record.